CCAGGGACUUAACGCGCUGUGUGCAGAGAAGGAAAGCAAACCCAGGAGUGCGCUUCCUAAUGCCGCGAAGCCUUGACAGCUUCCCAGAAGCCAGAUGGCAACCGACGGGCUGCACGAGAACCAGACGCUGGCGUCGCUGAAGAGCGAGGCCGAGAGCCUCAAGGGCAAACUGGAGGAAGAGCGGGCCAAGCUGCACGACGUGGAGCUGCACCAGGUGGCUGAGCGGGUGGAAGCUCUCGGGCAGUUUGUCAUGAAGACCAGGAGGACCCUCAAAGGCCACGGGAACAAGGUUCUCUGCAUGGACUGGUGCAAAGAUAAGAGAAGGGUCGUGAGCUCAUCCCAGGACGGGAAGGUGAUCGUGUGGGAUUCCUUCACUACCAACAAGGAGCAUGCAGUCACCAUGCCCUGCACGUGGGUGAUGGCCUGUGCGUAUGCCCCGUCGGGAUGCGCCAUUGCAUGUGGCGGUUUGGAUAAUAAGUGUUCUGUGUAUCCACUGACGUUUGACAAAAAUGAAAACAUGGCUGCCAAAAAGAAGUCUGUUGCUAUGCACACCAACUACCUGUCGGCCUGCAGCUUCACCAAUUCAGACAUGCAGAUCCUGACAGCGAGCGGCGACGGGACAUGUGCCCUGUGGGACGUGGAGAGCGGGCAGCUGCUGCAGAGCUUCCACGGGCACGGGGCUGAUGUGCUCUGCCUGGACCUGGCCCCCUCGGAGACGGGCAACACCUUCGUGUCUGGGGGAUGUGACAAGAAAGCCAUGGUGUGGGACAUGCGCUCCGGCCAGUGCGUGCAGGCCUUUGAAACACACGAAUCUGACAUCAACAGUGUCCGGUACUACCCGAGUGGAGAUGCCUUUGCUUCAGGAUCAGAUGAUGCUACGUGUCGCCUCUACGACCUCCGGGCAGACAGGGAGGUCGCCAUCUAUUCCAAAGAGAGUAUCAUAUUUGGAGCAUCCAGUGUGGACUUCUCCCUCAGUGGGCGCCUGCUCUUCGCUGGAUACAAUGAUUAUACCAUCAAUGUCUGGGAUGUUCUGAAGGGGUCCCGAGUCUCCAUCCUGUUUGGACAUGAAAACCGUGUUAGUACUCUCCGAGUUUCCCCUGAUGGAACUGCUUUUUGCUCAGGAUCAUGGGAUCAUACCCUCAGAGUCUGGGCUUAAUCAUCUCCUGACGAUGCACACAUGGGCACCUGAGGGUAGAAU
Zalophus californianus (California sea lion) is the source of this 1198-nucleotide messenger RNA. It is a transcript of the gene GNB5, whose product is annotated as G protein subunit beta 5. Gene Ontology annotation, cellular component: heterotrimeric G-protein complex; cytoplasm. The coding region runs from base 95 to 1156 and encodes 353 amino acids. The record is from RefSeq and is a predicted model, not a curated record. Gene Ontology annotation, molecular function: signaling receptor complex adaptor activity; protein binding. Gene Ontology annotation, biological process: G protein-coupled receptor signaling pathway; G protein-coupled dopamine receptor signaling pathway. The transcript has 12 exons. NCBI's taxonomy places the organism in Eukaryota, Metazoa, Chordata, Mammalia, Carnivora, Otariidae.